GAGCACGACAUACGCCUGUGGAAAAUAAUAUCAUAUAAUUUCCAAUUUGUUAUGCUAUGCUUUGGCUACACACCCUUGCAGUGUUAAAGCGAAGCGGUCUUGUUCUCCAGCACCACCCUCGAUCUGUCAACACCUCAGAUCACAGCGCCACGACGAAGCAGCCUCCGUACAUUCAUUAACGCAGGCUUUGCCUUCCACGGCGCGACCACAACCUGCUUCGAUUGCAUUCUGCACAGAAUUACACAUCUGAAAUUGACAGUCGGAUAUCACAGACAUUAAAGCAUGGAUACCGUGUCCCUUUCUAGAGAGCGAGAUGAUGCUGAAAUCACAGAUUCAUCCAUGACAGAGGGACCUUCUCAGGAAGCACCUCAAAGUUGCAGUGAGAUCCCUGAGGUAUCGCUGUGUCUUCCAGACAGUGACAGCAUGGAAUCUCAGACGUGUCCGGUCAAAAUUGUGGAGAACCAAGCUGACAGCAACAGUCCUUUCAGGUCACACUCCUCUACUCAGCUCCACCAUCAAGUAUCGCAGGGCUCUGGCUAUCAUUCACCAAAAUGCAAAAGAUGCCCCUGCUGUGGCCACCAGCAGUCGAAUCAAAGCAAUGUCUGUCCAGGUCAAGCAGACUGUUCAGCGAGUCCUGUUAAGACUGCCCAUGGCUGCAGUCCACAAGGCCUGCCUUCAUGUCACAAUAAAUCGCAGUGCCAUUGGCUUCAUGGAUCUCAUGAAGGCAGUGACCACAAGCCUGCACAGCGUCACAUGGUGACAGUGAGUAGGAAUGAUGGCUUGUAUAGGAUACCAAGGAGCUAUUCCCAGGUCAUAGUGGAGUACCCGAUGACUGUGCUCAUUUCAUGUACGUUGGUUUUGUUUGCCUGUUCCCUCGCUGGGGUUUUGAUCGGUCCUCUGCCAGACUUCUCAGACCCUUUGCUGGGAUUUGAACCCCGUGGAACAGACAUAAGUAUCCGACUAGCAACGUGGAUGAGGUUACAGCAAAACACUGGACCUGGAAAAUCACUGUCCCCCUUUCCAUGGCAACUCACAGAGAGAAUCUCAGGAGAGAACACGGUUGGAUCUGAACCCCAGUCUAGAGAACGUUCACGGAGAAUGUUACACAGAGAUUACACUGAGCACAACUUUUUCUGUAACGCACCAGGGGAGCGCUAUGCUCAGCUGGUCUUCCGCUCUGGAAACUCUGCCAGUCUCUGGAGUCUAAAGGCAAUUUACUCCAUGUGCCAGAUGGAACAGGCACAGAUCCAUUCCGGGACCCAGUUUGCUCAACUUUGCCAGGUCAGAUCAGAGUUAUCCAGCUCCAUGGUGAAGAAUGAGUGCUGCCCAAGUUGGUCUCUGGGAAAUUACUUGGCUGUUCUUAACAACGUUUCUUCCUGCUUUAGUCUGACAGCACAGCAGGUUUCUGAAAGCCUUGGCCUGCUCAGAUUCUGUGCCCCUUACUAUCAUGAUGGAAGACUGGUUGCAUCAUGUUCUGAGAGCAGUAAACUUGGUCGCUGUGCAUCCGUUCCACAGCGCUGUAAACUGUCAAGCAUCUUUCAGAUUCUCCAUUACCUUGUGGACAAAGACUUUCUGGGGCCACAGACUGUUGAAUACAAGGUCCCAUCCCUAAAAUAUAGCACUGUAUUUCUUCCAGUAGAAAAAGGAGAUCCACUAAUGAAAAUUUAUGUGGACUAUUUAGAGGGUCGCGACCUUACAUACAAUAACACCACCAUAACAGGAAUGGAUUUGGGAAUUAAACAAAAACUUUUCAAGUAUUAUUUGGCGCGGGACUCUGUCUAUCCCAUGCUUGCAUCUCUUGCACUUUUGUUCACAUUGGGACUAUAUCUCAAAUCAUUUUUUAUUGCAGCAAUGUCACUGGUUGCUGUCAUAUUAUCAAUUUCCACCUCAUAUUUUUUCUACAAAGUUGCAUUUCGCUUGACAUUUUUUCCACUCCUCAAUCUUGCAUCGGUCCUUGUGCUUUUGGGAAGCUGUCUAAACCAAGCCCUGACUUUUGUUGAUUUCUGGAAACUACAGCUAAGCCAUAACCCUCCAGCUGUCCCUGAGAAGAGAAUGAACCGGGUUUUACAGGAAAUAGGAUACUUGAUAUUAGUGUCAGGUCUGACCUCUAGCAUUACAUUUUACUCAGGCUACAUAAGCAGCAUCACUGCUGUGAGAUGCUAUGCUGUAUAUCUUGGCAGUGCCUCAUUAAUCAACACAUUAUUUGCUCUCGUUUGGCUUCCGUGCACCCUCAUUUUGCAAGAACGCUAUGCUGUGCUGUCUUCAAACCCUGUCGUGAAGGUAGCUUGGAAGCCCUGCUGCUCCAAAAAUACGGGUGGAUUCUGGGAGACAAGUUCAAGAAAGCGCUGUCUGUUUACUUUGAGACAGAAGCUUCGGACAUUAGGGCGAGGGUUUUCGGACACAUCAAACCUGCUUUUUUUAAAGAUCCUGCCUUGUGGAGUUGUGAAAUUCCGAUACAUAUGGAUCGGUUGGUUUGCAGUCCUUGCCGUCGGUGGAACGUACAUAUCAUGCGUAGACCCUGGCAUGAAACUGCCAACUUCAGACAGCAGAACAACUCAGCUAUUCCGCUCCAGUCAUCCCUUUGAGAGAUACGAUGCUGAAUAUCGCCACCAGUUCAUGUUUGAGCGAAUGAAACAGGGUGAAGAUGAACCCAUGACGCUAACUCUAAUUUGGGGCGUAAUUCCAUCUGAUGACGGUGACCACUUCGAUCCAAAAAGUAAUGGAUCUUUAGUUCUUGAUCCAGGGUUCAAUAUAAGCAGUCCCCAAGCCCAACUGUGGUUGCGGGAUCUGUGUGGAAAAAUUCAAAACCAGACCUUCUAUUCUCCAUUAUCAGCUGACCAAGAAACAGUAGAAGACAAUGUGUGCUUUGUGGAACAAUUGAUUCACUGGGUUUCUAUACGUCGCUGUUCUGAAACUGAGGAUGCGUUUAGCUUCUGCUGCAAUAAUAUUCCCUUUCCUUACCCACCAAGUGUUUUCGAGCAGUGCCUUAGCAUGAUGGUAGCAGAGCAGCAUGCAGAGGGACACUCACCCAGUGCCGGAGGCCUGAGGUUUGAUUUGGACGGUCGAAUCACUGCCCUUAUUGUAAUAUUCAAGACUGUACAACUUUACAGCUUCGACUUCAGCAGAAUGUCUCUGUUCUACCAAGAGAUCUUAUCGUGGUUUAAUGGGGAAAUGUCCAAGGCUCCAGUAGGACUGCAGAAAGGAUGGUUUGUAAGCCAACUAGGCUUAUAUGACCUCCAGCAUUGCUUGAGCUCUGAGACAUUGGAGGUGGCAGGCUUUUCGGUAGCUCUCACAUUUGCAGUGCUCUUACUAACAACAUGGAAUAUUCCAUUAAGUGUAUUUGUGUCCCUUGCAGUGGGAGGAAGUGUGUUUGCUACUGUUGGCCUCCUUGUGCUCUUAGAAUGGCAGUUAAAUGGUGUGGAAGCACUCUUAAUUUCAGUAGCUGCAGGUCUCUCUGUUGACUUUGUGGCCAAUUAUUGCAUUUCAUACAGCCUGGCCCCACACAAUGACAGACUGGGCAGGGUUGCACAUUCCCUGAAGAGAAUGGGUUGCCCGGUAGCUAUAGGUGCAGGGGCAUAUUUCUGUGUGGGCAUUAUUAUGUUACCUGCAACUGCAUUGCUAUUCAGAAAACUUGGGAUCUUCCUCCUAAUUGUGAAGUGUCUUGCAUGUGGUUUUGCUACUUUCUUCUUCCAGUCGUUGUGCUGCUUCUUUGGACCCCAGAAGAACUGUGGGAGAAUAACCCUACCCUGUGUUACAAAGCAAGCCACUGAAAAUAUACUCUCGUCCUGUUCGGCUACAGAACCCGGGACCACCAAUCCCGCAGCUAAUGGGGCAUUCAGCUGUGGCACAGGUUCUCUGGUUCGAAGAGCUUUUAAUAAAGAAAGCGAAGGCUUUCUUUGUCCCAAUCAACAACACCAUAAAAGGCGGCAAGCAGUCGGUGGAAGGGAGCCGGAACAGUACGAACUGCAGCCACUUGCUUGCCAGUUGAGCGACAGCUUCGAGAAUAGCACUUGCACCAGCAAGCUGUCCAACAGGCCUUCUGUCCUUUCUGAUGACAUUCAGUUUUGUGGCCUCAGUCCAAGGCAAGACUAUGAUCGAGUCAGCAUUGAGGAUGAAAGCACAGAAAUGUGUAGCAGGCACCUUAAGGGUUGCAACCCACCUCCAGCGCUCCAGACCUCAUCCCCAUACAAAGAGAACAUGUUGCAUCCUGUAGUUGUUCCUCCACAAGAUGAAUUUAAAGAGAAGGUUUUGUGCAAGAAAUGCUGUGGCCAUUCGAGCGGUGGGCUCCAACUUUGGAAUGUGUCUUUGUCGUCUUCCUCUAGCACGGAAGAAAUCAUGAUCACUCAGACUACAGAUACCGUCAAUGAAAGGUCACUCUCAGUGGAUGAAGCCACUAGCUGUCAUCUACACAAACGGCUUUUGUCUUGUCAGUCUCAUAGCUCCAUGGAGGGACUUGUAGACUCCAAUGAGACCUGCUUAAGUGAGGUAGAACCUGCUAUCUUAGUCUCUGAAGCUGUCAAGUUUGAGGAAGAGUUACAACCUGGCCACCUUAAUGGCAAGAGGGACACUUUACAUCUGUCCUUGAUGGAGACUGUAUAUGACCUUGCUUCCCCGGCGUCCAGUAGGGUAAGGACAAGCCAAAGUGAGGUGCCAGUGAUACUGCCCAACAGCAAACCUGAUAUGCCCGAUGUUUGGAUAAAAAGGGAGGGAAAAGGUGAAGGUGGCAGCUAAUCAAUAUUGACAACACACUGAGCAAAUCUUAACAACCACAGCAUGGCCAGUACUUUAUAUGGUGGGCUUAACUUUUGUACUCAGCCGCAUAUUAUUACAUUUUUUAAUCUGUCUGAAAAUGCAAACCAGAUAACAAAGACUAGUUAAUUUUUUGGAAAUACACACAUUUGUGUACACAGCUUUUUUUUUUAGCAUGAUUCCUUGCAUGUCAUGUAAAUGUACACUGAAUGUGCACCCACAAUAGCCUUUGAAAAAGCUUUUCUUCAGGGGCCUUGAACUGCAAACUUACCAACACUUAAAGAACAAUUGUGCCUGAUCUUUUAAACAACCGAGCCAUGAGCUUUUUAAACUCCAUCAUUUUAAUUGUUUUUAACAUUAAUUUUGCAAAGAUCACAAUCAAUAUAAAUUUGUUUUUUUUUCUCCAAAUUCUUUUCAAUUAAUUAACACUAGAAAAGCACUGAAAUAACCCACUAUAGUAAUUUUACACUUACCUUAUGCCAGGAACACUUGGCAUAUAUAUGCUUGCUACUGUUGCUAUAACUGUUUUAUUCAUGAAUACAUUUUAUUGCAUGUUAUGAUAUUACACAUUUUUAAACAUGAACGUUUCCUAAAAGCUGUAAGGAAAAACAUUUUGUUAUUGCCUGAGCCAUAGAAGUACCUCUUUUAAAAAAGACAAUGACUGCCCAUCAGAAUAUAGGCCAAUUACAACGUUCUUAGUCAGAAUGCUUCAGUGUGUGGACAUGUUUCACUAAUAUCCCUGAUUUAUGAAAAACUGCAAUAUAUUUGAACCCUAUACAAGACUGUGAGUGUUAAAUCAAUGUUCAGUAUGUAUUUGAAAGAUACACAUAGUUUAGAAUGCAAAAGUUUGUAUGUGAAAAGUAGUGUUUAUUGUGAACAAAGAUGUCAAUCCUUUAUGAA
This is a messenger RNA of Carassius auratus (goldfish), 5649 nucleotides long. RefSeq names its product protein dispatched homolog 2-like. Lineage: Eukaryota; Metazoa; Chordata; Actinopteri; Cypriniformes; Cyprinidae. The coding region runs from base 283 to 4731 and encodes 1482 amino acids. Gene Ontology annotation, cellular component: membrane. Gene Ontology annotation, molecular function: transmembrane transporter activity. Gene Ontology annotation, biological process: smoothened signaling pathway. The record is from RefSeq and is a predicted model, not a curated record. The transcript is spliced from 8 exons.